Molecule: messenger RNA, 1114 nt
Organism: Argentina anserina (silverweed cinquefoil)
Lineage: Eukaryota; Viridiplantae; Streptophyta; Magnoliopsida; Rosales; Rosaceae
Product: peroxidase P7-like
Exons: 4
Coding region: 46-1008 (320 amino acids)
Biological process (GO): response to oxidative stress; hydrogen peroxide catabolic process
Molecular function (GO): heme binding; peroxidase activity
Source: RefSeq, a predicted model, not a curated record
UCAAGUACUUGCUUUCUCCCACUAUCUAGCUAGUACUUCUUAAAAAUGGUUUCCUCUUCUUGCAUAGCCAUUUUGACCUUUGUUCACCUUAUGUUCAUGGGCACUACCACUGCUCAACUUUCAACAAACUUUUACUCCAAGUCUUGCCCUAGGCUCUUCUCCACCGUGAAAUCCACCGUGCAUACCGCAAUCAGAAAUGAGCCCCGAAUGGGCGCCUCCCUUCUCCGCCUCCACUUCCACGACUGUUUUGUCAACGGGUGCGAUGGCUCGGUGUUGCUGGAUGACACAUCAAAAUUUACGGGAGAGAAAAAUGCAGCUCCGAAUCAGAAUUCUAUUCGAGGAUUCAAUGUGAUCGAUAACAUCAAGUCUGCAGUUGAGAAUGCGUGCCCCGGCGUGGUUUCAUGCGCUGAUAUUUUAGCCAUUACUGCCAGAGACUCUGUUGCUAUCCUUGGAGGACCAAGUUGGACUGUUAAACUGGGAAGAAGAGAUGCCAGAACUGCCAGCCAAGCCGCUGCUAAUAACAGCAUUCCCCCUCCAACCUCUAACCUCAACCAGCUCAUCUCCAGAUUCAACGCUCUUGGCCUUUCCACCAAUGACAUGGUAGCUUUAUCUGGGUCACAUACAAUUGGGCAAGCAAGGUGCACAAACUUCAGGGCUCGUUUAUACAAUGAGACCAACUUGGAGAGUUCUUUAGCACAAACAAGGCAAUCAAACUGCCCAAGAACCACAGGCUCAGGGGACAACAACUUGGCUCCACUGGAUCUUCAAUCUCCAACAGCCUUCGACAACAACUACUACAAGAACCUUAUCAAGAACAGAGGUCUCCUCCACUCCGAUCAGCAGUUGUUCUUGAAUGGUGGCUCCACUGAUUCCAUAGUGCGUGGCUACAGCACCAGCCAGAGCACCUUCAUUUCUGACUUUGCUGCCGCCAUGAUCAAGAUGGGAGACAUCAACCUGCUCACUGGAUCCAAUGGAGAGAUUAGGAAGAACUGUAGGAAGCCCAAUUAAUAGUAUGCGCACAUCAAUCCUUCAUAGUUCAUAUAAGAAUAUAAAUGGUCUUAGUGAAGAUAUUAUGUUUUAUCAGUAAUUAAGUAAUGUCUUGUGCCGUUAUGUC